GACAAUCCCGGAGCAAGGUGUUGAAAGAAGGCUUUUCAGAUAGUGGUCGUCUCGCCAGCUCCUUUGUCACGCCGCUGACAGCCCGAGUCCAGAUGAAUGCCAAAGCUCCCAUCAGGAUCCGAUGAUUACAGGGCAGCUGAGCAAGCCGCUGCUCUCCCUGCGCAGCGACAUGAGCGCGGCAGAACUCCGGGCGGACGACAAAGCGGCCACCCCAGACAGCGAUCUGAACGACGAGCCCCUGCUCCUGCCCUCCGAGGCCACGGACAGAGAGGGCACUCCCAACAAGCUGUAUGGAGUUCGUGACGGAUCAGUUCAGUCUGACGCCAGCAGCAGUCCGUCUGAGCAGAGUCAGCUGGGACAGUCUCACCCUGGGUACCCGAUGGGCCCGCAGUGCCUCCUCAGGCCCGACAACAUGUGUUUCAUGGACCCCCAACCCGUGGUUUGCGGACCCCCGGAGGUCCAGGGACCUCAGUUUGAGGGCUGCUGA
Messenger RNA from Fundulus heteroclitus (mummichog), 487 nucleotides. RefSeq names its product POU domain, class 6, transcription factor 2-like. Bases 122 to 487 code for a protein of 121 amino acids. The transcript is spliced from 4 exons. Lineage: Eukaryota; Metazoa; Chordata; Actinopteri; Cyprinodontiformes; Fundulidae. The record is from RefSeq and is a predicted model, not a curated record.